AUGGACUGGUCCACCGCUCCGGUGUGCGGAGCGGCCAUCCUUGCACGAAAACUCGGCUCUCAGUACCACCCCGAGUUUGAUGGUUUGCUUCAACUGGACGUCACGACCAUGUCUGUGGGCGUCGCCAAAAACGGCGUCAUGAAGGUCGUCAUUCCUCGAGGCCGAACUUUACUGGCUAAGAACCCCGAAUCAUUCAUCACCUCCGUGGACAACCAGCGAGAGCUUCGCGUCUCCAUAUACGCCGGCGAGAGCUCGAGUCUCGCCCAAAACUUGAAGUUGGGAGACGUGACGUUGAGCGGCUUGCCACCUCUCCCCCGAGGACAGGUGACGAUCGACUGCACGAUUAACUUAGAUACAGAUGGA
This is a messenger RNA of Emiliania huxleyi CCMP1516, 363 nucleotides long. RefSeq lists its product as hypothetical. Gene Ontology annotation, molecular function: ATP-dependent protein folding chaperone; ATP binding. The transcript has a single exon. NCBI's taxonomy places the organism in Eukaryota, Haptophyta, Isochrysidales, Noelaerhabdaceae. The annotation marks the transcript as partial. The record is from RefSeq and is a predicted model, not a curated record.